Messenger RNA from Ilyonectria robusta, 1119 nucleotides. RefSeq names its product alcohol dehydrogenase. NCBI's taxonomy places the organism in Eukaryota, Fungi, Ascomycota, Sordariomycetes, Hypocreales, Nectriaceae. The transcript is spliced from 4 exons. The record is from RefSeq and is a predicted model, not a curated record. Gene Ontology annotation, molecular function: zinc ion binding; oxidoreductase activity. The coding region runs from base 1 to 1119 and encodes 372 amino acids.
AUGAAGACAACGACGGCACUAGUCCUCAAAGAAAUAAAGGCUCCUUUUUCCCUGGGGCAAGUCAGUGUCGACACUGUUCGAGAAGAUGAAGCUUUGAUCGAAAUCCACGCCACUGGACUCUGUCACACCGACUUAUCUUGUGCGGAUGGCACGCUCCCUGCCUCGGCUCCAGCUGUCCUUGGACACGAAGGGGCUGGAAUAGUGAUGGAAGUUGGUUCCGGAAUUACAGAUCUUGCGGUAGGCGAUAAAGUGCUGCUGUCUUUCGCCCACUGUCGGACGUGCGAACAAUGCACAUCCGGCCAUCCCGCGUACUGUUAUUCCUUCGUCCCUCUCAACUUUGGCGGAAAACGAGCCGAUGGCACCUCCACUCUCUCAAUCUUGAACAACGGAGAGAAGAAAGAAAUGUACAGUGGCUUCUUUGGCCAAAGCUCCUUCGCUCGUCACACAAUUGCUCAUAGGUCGAGUCUCGUCAAGGUCGGUAAUGACACUGAUCUCGCCCUGUUUGCCCCGCUGGGCUGCGGUCUGCAAACCGGUGCAGGUGCGAUAUUGAAUACGUUGGAUGUCCAACCUGGCAAGACGGUUGCAAUAUUUGGUGUUGGAUCUGUGGGCAUGAGUGCAGUGAUGGCGGCGAAAAUGCGAGGGGCGAAAGAGAUCAUUGCCGUUGAUCUUCAACAGUCUCGACUGGAUCUAGCCAAGAAGCUCGGAGCCACCAAUACUGUUCUCGGCAACGAUCCGGACCUCAUUUCAAAAAUACAGAAGAUGUCGCCACCGAAUGGCGUUCAUUACGCAGUGGACUGCUCGGGUAUACCGGCCGUCAUCGAGACUAUGGUUGAUUGCCUUGGAACGCGGGGCAAGGCCGCCACCGUGGGAGCACCGACUCCGGGAAAGAGGGCUGGUAUUGAUGUCUUUGCCCACCUCGUCAAUGGCCGUCAAUAUGUGGGCUGCUGCGAAGGAGAUUCUGUCCCCAGCAAGAUAAUCCCAUUCUUAAUGGACCAGCAUGCAAAGGGAAACUAUCCCAUUGAGAAUAUUAUCAGCUUCUACGACAUCAAGGACUUUGAACAGGCCAUCAAAGAUACAAAGGAUGGAAAGACGUUGAAGGCCGUUCUGAAAUGGAACUAA